AGAGAGAGGGAGAGAGGACAGAUACAGCCCUCUCCUCUCUGCCCCGCCGAGGAGAAUAAAAACCCUGCGAAGCUCUCCACUCGCCACCGUCCAGACAGCAGAACCAGAACCGUGUCAGCCCGGCAGACACACGCUGUUCGUCAGCUUGUGGUUCAGGUGUCCUGAGCUACUGUGUGUGUGAUUGAGCGAGAUAGGUUAUUUAUACAUGUGUGUGUGACCGUAUCUCAUCACCAUGGCCUCGGAGAGUGUGACCUUGGAGAACCAACUCCACAGUGCGCAGAAUAACCUACUGUUCCUGCAGCAAGACCAUGCCAACACCCUCAAGGGUCUUCACGAUGAGAUCCGUCGCCUGCAACAGCACUGCACAGAUCUCACAUAUGAGCUGACAAUGAGGAGCUCUAAUGCAGGCGAUGAUGGUGAGGCACGCUGCAGAGAACUGCACCAUCGCUGUGAGGAACUGGAGGCUCAGCUGAAGGCUAAAGAGCAGGAAAACACAGAGCUCCUGCGGGACCUGGAACAGAAGAACGCCAUGAUCUCAGUGCUGGAGAACACCAUCCGUGAGCGAGAGAAAAAGUACCUGGAUGAGCUGAAGCUGAAGAGCCAUAAAUUGGCCGUGCUGUCCGGAGAGCUGGAGCAGAGAGCCAGCACCAUCGCCUACCUCACUUCCCAGCUCCACGCUACCAAAAAGCGCCUUCUCGCCGGGGGCACGUCAGGCUUGAGCCCCUCCGUCAGCCCUGUUGGCUCUUUCAAACCAAGCCCUCCACCUGCGGCAACUGGAAACGAUAAGGACAUCCGCCAACCCGACACCCCUCGCAGGCGCAUGCGCAAAAGUCUUUCGCAGCCACUGCACUCCGAAUACACAGAGCUGUAUCGAUUGGGUGCCACAGACGGCCGCAGGCUGGUACUGAGAGAUUCAGUCGAUUCCAUGCCAGAUCCCACACCCUUCCUGCAGGCCAGAGAGCCAGCCGCCCACGCAGAGUCGCAACCGAUUGUUCGAGAACGCCCUGCGGUAAUUCCGCCCAUUGCUUCUUCGGCCACACACCCUACGUCAUCCAGCCCCUCCCACAUGCCCAUGCCCCCGAGCCCUAGGAAUAGUCCCGCACGGGAUGUGCCCCGUGCUAACGCGCAUAUAGGAGUAGCACAUCGGAUCCACCGCUCACCCUCAGCCGGUAGAGGUGCAGCCCGGCCACAGGCAGAGGUGGAGACCCUCGCCGUGGACCAGGUCAACGGGGAGCAGGUGGUCCGCAAACGCUCGGGUACAGACAGAACUGUUUAAGACUCAUGCGCGCUUUUAAUAAUCUCCGAACACAGAUAGAAGUAUAUAAACAUAGGCGUGUUAAGACCAAUGCAGUAUAUGAAGAACUGUUUAUGACUGUGAAAACAUACAAAUGGCUCAAAUCAUCAAUGUACCUCUGACAGAAACACAUCUGUUAUUACGCUACAGAUUUAAAACUAACUAAACAUACAACAGCACAGCACAACCCCCCCGAGACAUUGAACAACACACUGAAACUGUUAAGACUGUUAUAGGAAAUUUUGAGGGAAUAUGAAUGUGUUUUUAAGAGAAAGAUGGAGACUGCGGUAAGAGCUACUGUACGUCCUGCUUUUGCUGCUUUUUAUGCAACACUGUAAAAACAGACCUUUGUUCACGAUUGGUUUAAUAACUUUUUUCUCUCAUCUCAGUCGAGGAGAACUGUGAGCAUGCCAAAAGUUUUUUUUCUCGUGCCCACCUGAGCAUCUUCUUUGCACUUUGUAUUGUUCUUUUCCGUUUGUCUUUAAUGUCCCAUUCAGUUUGAGUCCAGAUGCAAAACGCGUAUAAUGCCAAACCCGUCAUUGCCUGCUGAUUUAAUAUGCUUGGAUGCAUAUUCAUAUCUACUCAUAUUUAUUCAUGAGCACUGCAGUGGUACUGAAAUCUCCUUGAGCUCUCAUCACUCGCAUAUCUACAGGCUAAUGUGAAGAGUCUCGAUGCUCCUUAUUAAACACCUACUGAAGUCAAAGAACAAACGUCUCAGUCAC
Messenger RNA from Triplophysa dalaica, 2016 nucleotides. It is a transcript of the gene ccdc92, whose product is annotated as coiled-coil domain containing 92. NCBI's taxonomy places the organism in Eukaryota, Metazoa, Chordata, Actinopteri, Cypriniformes, Nemacheilidae. The record is from RefSeq and is a predicted model, not a curated record. Bases 233 to 1276 code for a protein of 347 amino acids. The transcript is spliced from 4 exons.